GGGGGCUUUGAGAUUUUUUCUCUUGCUGCUGCAGAUUCCAAAUUGAUAUAUAUAUAUAUAUAUAUUUUGGGUUGGGGGAAGGAGGGUGGGCAAUGAAGAACAAGUCUUCUCCCAGUCUCACUGUGGGUGAGGGUAACCUUCCAAGAUUUGCAUUCCCCAAAACAGAUUUUCAUCCCUCCGCUCACUUGGAUGACGCUGCUCAGGACAUUCAAGACAUGAGAAAUUGCUACAAUGGCCUGCUUUCUGCUGCUGCUGCAACUGCAAACUGUGCAUUUGAAUUCUCAGAAUCAUUACGAGAAAUGGGUUCUUGUCUGCUGGAAAAAGCAGCAUUACAUCAUGAUGCAGAUGCAGAAACUUGUGAAGUUUUAUCAAUGUUGGGGAAAGUGCAGUCUGAACUCCAAAAACUUGUGGAUAACUAUCGCCAUCAUAUAAUCGAGACAAUUACAAACCCAUCAGAGUCACUCCUUAAUAACCUUAAUACUGUUGAGGACAUGAAACGACUGUGUGAUGAAAAAAGAAACAUAUAUAAAGACAUGGUGAGACAACAAAAGGAAAAAGGAAGGUUAAAAGGCGAGACUUCCACUCCACAGCAGUUACAAACAGCUUAUGAUGAAUAUAAUGAAGAGGCAACCCUAUGUGUUUUCCGGUUGAAAUCUCUUAAGCAAGGACAGUCCAGAAGCCUUCUAACGCAAGCAGCUCGCCACCAUGCAGCUCAGUUGAAUUUCUUUCGGAGAGGCCUUAAAUCACUUGAGGAAGUUGAGACACAUGUUAGAAUGAUUACUGAAAAGCAACGCAUUGAUUACCAAUUCUCUGGCCUUGAAGAUGAUGGUAGGGAAGAUGGUGAAAAUGGCUACCAUACUAAUGAAAGUGGAGAAUUGAGUUUUGAAGCAAGUGAAAAGGGGUUUGAUGCGACUACUGCACCAAGUAAUUCAAUGGAGGUUGAUGAAGUGGGCAUAUCAUUUCCCCUUACUUCAAAGGUAAACCUGGAUAAGAGCCAAGAAGUACAUGUCUUAGGUAGAGAACACAGACUCAGCAGCUAUUCAGCUCCCUUAUUUCCCGAAAGCAAAUUCGAGCCACCUGAAAAAGUCAAAGAAAUGCCUGAGUCAUCUAAAAGGAAGUCUCACACAUAUGUACUGCCCACACCAAUUGAUUCAAAGGGCACAAUCUCUUCGAGAACAAUUACUUCUGUUUCCCAUAGUAGACCAGCAAACCUUUCUGGACAUACCCACAAUCUGUGGCAUUCUUUGCCACUGGAACAGAAGAAGCAUGAAAAAGAUUCUGGUGAGGGCCAACAAGGGGAGCUAACCACCUUAAAAGCUCAGUUUGUAUCCAAAGAGAGUGACAGUAGUAAUGCCUCCAUGCAAUUGCCUCUUCCAUCAGCAGAGGGGCGUUUACCGCCACAGCAGGAUGCAUCCAGUGCUUCUGAUGCAAAAAAGACAAAAAGAAAAGCUCUUUCAGGUCCACUGACUGGUAAACAAUCCUCAACAAAGCCGGUUUUAUUACCAAGUGGACCCAUAAUCACAGCUGAAGUCCCCCAGUUACCUUCUGGAAUACUUCCUCAGUUACCAAAUCCUCAACUUUUAUUGUCUCGGAUAGCAUCCCCAACUGCUUCACCUCCCCUUGAGUUAUCACCUGGAAUAAAUGAGCUUCAUGAGCUUCCACGGCCUCCAGCUGGUAGUUUAGUUGCUAAGGCAGCAAAAUUUCCUGGCUUGCUAAGUCAUUCUGCUCCACUGGGCUUAAGAAGUCAAGAGCUUUCCAUGAUAAAUAGUAUUCAUUCAGCAGCAUCAAGUGCACCAGCUCCUCUUCCAUUGCCACCAUUGAUUGUCCCUCGGAGUUCCUCCAUACGUUCUAGCAGUCAAAGAGCAAUGGCAUUACAUGUUUCUAGGCAUUUGGGGUCUGCCCAGAGCCAGAUUCCAUUCAAGGAUGCAGAGAUUGCAUCAUCACCACCGUUGACACCCAUCUUCUUUGCAAACAUGAAAGCAGUGCCAAGUAUUACAGAAGUGGCAUCACCUAACAGCCAAAUCAGAGAUUGAAGCACAGUCCAUUUGGUUUAUAAACAAGAAGAAGAUGGUAGAUUUGUUUUCAUUGGUAGGAGGAUAAAGGGUAUGUUUUAUUUUUUAGGCUCCAGAAUGGCAAAAGGCCGAGCAAGAUGUGAAAUGCUUAUUUGUCCUUGAUAAAAUGGCAUUGCCUGGCGGCAGGUGAGAUGAAAUGAAACUGUGAAUUGGUGAAAAUUAUCAGUUGCAGUUUUCCACACAUAGGAGGGGGUAGGUGUGUGCAUAUGAUAUUUUGUUUUUUUUUUUGGUAAGACAAGUAUUAUGGGAGUAAACUGCAUAGAAUCCCAAGUCUCUGGAAUUUUUGUAGUGUAUUGUUUGGUCUUUGAUAUCUCCUACAGAAAUAUUAUGCUAGUGCCUAGUAGCAGGAAAGAAGAAUUAAUCUGAAUCUCAUUUAGUUAGAGCGAGCCUAGAACUAGAAUUAACUUUAUAUAUGUCUGAAAUGUGAAAUCAGUUCCUUAACUAUGUGUUAUUUACUUGUAUGUUGGAUUUGUCAACAAAGUUAACAAAUCAAU
This is a messenger RNA of Rubroshorea leprosula, 2566 nucleotides long. The record is from the annotation of a GenBank genome assembly. Lineage: Eukaryota; Viridiplantae; Streptophyta; Magnoliopsida; Malvales; Dipterocarpaceae.